Messenger RNA from Balaenoptera musculus (blue whale), 5548 nucleotides. It is a transcript of the gene SACK1H, whose product is annotated as family with sequence similarity 83 member H. Gene Ontology annotation, cellular component: keratin filament. The transcript is spliced from 6 exons. Gene Ontology annotation, molecular function: keratin filament binding. Lineage: Eukaryota; Metazoa; Chordata; Mammalia; Artiodactyla; Balaenopteridae. Gene Ontology annotation, biological process: protein localization to cytoskeleton; intermediate filament cytoskeleton organization; positive regulation of cell migration. The record is from RefSeq and is a predicted model, not a curated record. Bases 339 to 3854 code for a protein of 1171 amino acids.
GCUGGCGGAGGAAUGCGGGCGCGCCGCGGGUGGGGCCGCUCCGCCCCCAGGUGCUGCCCGGGCAGGCAGACAGCAGGGACGGCGGGCGGGGCGGGGGCGGGAGCGUGAAUCAGGCCGCGCGGCGGGCGGACCGCGGCAGGGAGUGGCUGCCGGACCGACCGGACCGCGAGGCCGCUGGGCGGCGGUCGGCUCCUGCUGCCCUUGUCCCGAGACCCCGCGCACCUGGCCAGGGUCUGUUCACCUUGUGCGCUCGCCCCAGAUCCUUCCCUCCGGAUGAAACCCCAGGCCUGCCCUGUGGGAAAGACUUCCGGUGGAGGCCCCUGCUCCCUGGCCCCGACAUGGCCCGUCGCUCCCAGAGCUCCUCGCAGGGGGAUAACCCCCUGGCACCCGGGUACCUGCCACCCCACUACAAAGAAUAUUACCGCCUGGCAGUGGACGCACUGGCUGAGGGCGGGCCAGAGGCCUAUAGCCGCUUCCUAGCGUCCGAGGGAGCACCUGCCUUCCUGUGCCCUGAGGAGCUGGAGCACGUGAGCCGCCACCUGCGGGCCCCGCAGCACGUUGCCCUCGAGCCCCCCGAAGGCAGCCCUCCCAACAUGGACUUCGAUGGCUCCUCGGGCACCUACUGGCCUGUGAACUCAGACCAGGCAGUGCCUGAACUCGACCUGGGCUGGCCCCUGACCUUCGGCUUCCAGGGCACUGAGGUUACCACACUGGUGCAGCCGCCGCCCCCUGACAGCCCCUGCAUCAAGGAUGAGGCUCGAAGGAUGAUCCGCUCUGCCCAGCAGGUGGUGGCCGUGGUGAUGGACAUGUUCACCGACGUGGACCUUCUCAGUGAGGUGCUGGAGGCCGCUGCGCGCCGCGUCCCGGUCUACGUCCUCCUAGAUGAGAUGAACGCACAGCACUUCCUGGACAUGGCCGACAAGUGCCACAUCAACCUGCACCACGUGGACUUCCUGCGCGUGCGCACUGUGGCGGGCCCCACCUACUACUGCCGUACUGGGAAGUCCUUCAAGGGCCACGUGAAGGAGAAGUUCCUCCUAGUGGAUUGUGCCGUGGUGAUGAGUGGGAGCUACAGCUUUAUGUGGUCCUUCGAGAAGAUCCACCGGAGCCUGGCACACGUGUUCCAGGGCGAGCUGGUCUCCAGCUUCGAUGAGGAAUUCCGCAUCCUCUUCGCACAGUCCGAGCCGCUGGUACCCUCCGCCGGGGCACUAGCCCGCAUGGACGCCUACGCCCUGGCUCCAUACGCGGGGGCUGGGCCCCUCAUGGGUGGCCACGUGACCGGGGCGUCGACCACUUUCUCCUUACCCAAACGAGCCCACCUCCUGUUCCCACCGCCUCGGGAAGAAGGCCUGGGCUUCCCCUCAUUACUCGACCCCGACCGCCACUUCCUGUCGGCCCUCCGUCGAGAGGAGUCACCGCGGAUGCCAGGGGGCGCCCUGGAGCCGCACGCGGGGCUGUGGCCACUGUCGCGGCAUCUGGACGCCGAGGCCGGACCAGGCGGGGAGCUCUUGGGCCCGCGGGGCUUCUUUCAGGCGCGGCACCCAGAGAUGGACGCCUUCAAAAGGCACAGCUACGUGGCUGCCGACGGCGCGGGAGCCGUGGAGAAUUUCGCCGCUGCGCGACAGGUGUCGCGGCAGACGUUCCUCAGCCACGGCGAUGACUUCCGCUUGCAGACCAGCCACUUCCACCGCGACCAGCUCUACCAGCAGCGCUACCAGUGGGAUCCGCAGCUUGCACCGGCGCGCCCACAGGGCCUGUUCGAGAAGCUGCGCGCCGGACGCCCUGGCUUCGCGGACCAUGACGACUUCGCGCCGGGCGCCGGGCAGCGCUUUCCGGAGCUCGGCCCGGACGGACACCAGCGGCUGGACUACGUGCCAUCCAGUGCCUCACGGGAGGUGCGCCAUGGCUCGGACCCUGCCCUCGGGCCCGGGCCCCGCGCUCUGGAACCGGCCGGGGCCCCACGCCCCAACCUGGGCCAGCGCUUCCCUUGCCAAGCGGUGACGAGGCUAGGCCCAGAGACUGUGCCCAAGCCAGAGCCCGAGCGCAGAGGCCGGCCCGAGGGGCGGGCGGGACUGCGGCACUGGCGCCUCGCCUCCUACCUGAGCGGCUGUCACGGUGAGGACGCUGGCGACGAGGGCCUGCCCGCACCCAUGGAGGCCGAGGCCUAUGAAGACGACGUGUUGGUUUCUGGGGGCCGGGUGGCCGCCGGGGACCUACUGACCUCGAGCUUCCGUGCGCCCGCGUCUUUCCCGAGCUCCGGCAGCGGUGGUGGCGACGGCCCCGAGCCCGAGGGCCUGGAGGCAGGCCUGGCCAAGCAGGACUCUUUCCGCUUGCGCCCAAACCCGUUGAUCCAGCGCAGCUCGCGGCUGCGCUCCUCGCUCAUCUUCAGCGCGUCCCAGGCGGAGGGCACGGGCGGAGCCGCUGCGGCCACCACGGAGAAGGGGCAGCUGCCGCCCAAGGAGCAGGUGGCGAGCGAGAUGCCGGCGUCCGGUGGCGAGGCCGUGCGCUCUGCUGUCUCCACCAAGGUGGCCGAGCUCCUGGAGAAAUACAAGGGCCCGACUCGAGACGCCGGCGGCGUGGGGGCAGCAGUCACGGUCGCCAGCCACAGCAAGGCUGUCCUGUCUCAGGCGUGGCGGGAGGAGGUGUCGGCCCCUGGGGGCGGUGGCAGCGAGCGCCGCAGCCUCGAAAGCUGCCUGCUAGACCUGCGCGACUCCUUCACGCAGCAGCUGCACCAGGAGGCGGAGCGGCAGCCGGGAGCCGCCGCUCUCUCCGCCACGCAGCUGCUGGACACACUGGGCGGGAGCAGCGGCGGCGCUGAGCGGCUGCCCUCCCGCCUCCCCUCCGCCCGGGGCCGCUCCGCCUCCCCGCGAGGGCGGGACAGCCCCCCACCCGAGCGGCCCGGGGCGCACCAGACGCCCCACUCUGAGCCAAAAGGGAACCCCACGUCAGCUUACCCCGAGCGGAAGGGAAGUCCCACGGCAGGGCUUCCCGGCCGCAGAGACAGGCCCACCACGGGAUUCACCGAGCAGAAGGGAAGUCCCGCUUCUGCCUGCCCUGAGCGCAGGGGGAGCCCGGGGCCCCCGGGGCCCCGGGCCCCGGGGCCCCCUGUGCCGGAGCGCAUGGGCAGCCUCACCCUCCCCUUCUCCGGGGAGUCUCCAAAGACCGGGCCCACGGAGGAGGCGCCUGGUGGCCCCAUGGAGAUCCUACGCAAGGGCUCUGCGCGGCUGCGGCAGCUGCUAAGCCCCAAGGGUGAGCGGCGCGCAGAGGAUGAGGGCAGCUUCCCGGUGCCACAGGAGAACGGGCAACCUGAGAGCCCCCGGCGGCCAUCGCCAAGCCGGGCUGACAGCACCGAGGCUGUCACAGGAGAUGAGCGGGGUCCGCAGGCGCGCGUGGCCUCGGCCACGGCCAAUGCCUUGUACAGCAGCAACCUGCGGGAUGAUACGAAAGCCAUUCUGGAGCAGAUCAGCGCCCACUGCCAGAAGCAUCGCGGAGUCCCCGCGCCGACCCUGACCCAGAGCAGCCCUGAGCUGGGCCACCCACCAGCUGCCGGCGGCCUGGCCCCUGACAUGUCCGAGAAGAACAAAUGUUCUGCCAUCAUCCUCUCAGACAGCCUGGAGACCCAAGGCCGGCUGAACCGCGCGCUGCCAGCCAGCGCGGAGGAGCGCGACCGACUGCUGCGCCGCAUGGAGAGCAUGCGCAAAGAGAAGCGCGUCUACAGCCGCUUCGAGGUCUUCUGCAAAAAGGAGGAGCCCGGGGGCCCGGGGGCCGGAGAGGGCCCGGCAGAGGACACCAGGGACAGCAAGGUGGGCAAGUUCAUGCCCAAGCUCCUGGGUACGUUCAAAAGCAAGAAGUGAGUCUCCUGGCCCACCAGCCCGGGUCGGGGUGCCGGCAUCACGGUCAGGCAGAACACCUGGUCCUCAGCCAAAGCCUUCGGAACCUGGCUGAGCACAGCCAGAGCUUGGCUCCACUUGAGGCUCACCUGGUGGUCCUCCCUGCCUCUUGCCCCUUGGUCUCUCCUCCCUAGGGGCUCCAGCCCCUAGCUGCCCCAUGCUCUACUUCCCCAGUUCCCGCUCUUCUCACACCUCAGUCUCUGGACCCUCAGCGCCACCCGCCCUUCUUCUGCAUCUGACUCCACCAUUUCUUUGGGCUUCAGGUCCCCUUUGGAUCACCUCAGGGACCCAUCUCUCUGUGCCUCAGUCCCCCAACUUUCUGGGGGCCCGCCUCUGUGCCUCAGUCCCCCAUCUUUCAGGGGGCCCUCCUCUGUGCCUCAGUCCCCCGUUCUCUGGGGUCCUUGUGUCUCAGGGUGUCUGUGUCUCAGGGGUCCCCUCUGCUCAUAGCCUUCUGGCUGUGCUGCGGCCUCUCCUCUGUGCCUGGCAGCCCCAUCCUCUCUCAAGGCCUCCCACCUUCUCAGGACCUGUCCUCCCCACCUGCAUCCUAGGUCGCCGGGUUCACUUCCUGCCCUGCCCCUCUCCACCCUCCCGGCACCUUUCCUGGCGGCCCAUCCCUUCAGCGUGGGGAGGGGGCCCCUGAGGGGCUGCCCUGUCGAGGACCGUGGCGCUGCUCCCACAGGGCGCUGGCGAGGAGCGAGCGCGCCAGGCUUUGCGGCACAGUAGUCAGGUGGGUGCUACCCUCACAAAGGUCCCUGGCAGACGCGUGUUCACAGGUGCCAUCCCCAGCCGCGCCGCAGAAAGGGGCUGGAUGUGGAGCUCUUGUUCUGUGAGGGCAGAGGACAAGGCGCAGUGGCACCUGAGCCCCAGCCCACCGCUCCGAGGGGUCUCCGUGCCCCGUGAGGUGGGAGUGGUCCUUGCCCUGCAGGUGCCCAGCAGACCCCAACUCCACCUUGUUCUGCAUUCUUUCCACCUUUGUCACCAACCCCCCAAAAAUCUGUCCAAGGUUCCCCACUUAGCUUUCUUGUAUCUUUUUUUUACCUCCGGAUAGUAGAUCUGGAAUGACACGUUUGGGCACCAAAUGCUUAGAAAGCCUCCCACAGUAGGUGCUAGUACUGUUAAAUUAGUGUUUGCGCUAUUUCUUUUUAAAUAGUUUUUUCUUUUUUUUUAAGUAUAAGGAACCCCAAUUGCUCUGGCUGGGAAAGGAUUUAAGGAACAAGACUGCUGAAUGAGGCAGCAGUUCUGACUGAGCAGCUGGAAAAGGGAGGGGAGGUGGGGUAGGGGGACACCUGCUCCCUGGCGGCUCGCAGUCCGGUUACCAAAGCCACCACCCAGGAACCACAGCAGAGACUUUGCUUCGAAUGGAAAAGGUCACUGGGGAGCCGGACAAGCUGGAGCAUUUCUGGGCCUUGACGUGCUUGUUGACGAGUUUGGUUUUACCUGGCCUGGUGCACAGCUGUUCUCAGCAGACCUGGCCGGGCCUAUCGCUGAGGGAGGCCCUCGCAGGAAGUGGAGGUUCUGCCCAGGGAGAGGCCAGAGGCCUUCAGAGCCUCCCGUCUGCAUCCUCCACAUCAUGCUCAAUAAGACAUCUCAAAUGUGAUUCUGCACAUUUUGGUGUUAAUAAUAAAACAAUGCACAAAAUAUUCCAGCAUGUUCCCAAA